Messenger RNA from Lasiodiplodia theobromae, 1530 nucleotides. RefSeq names its product Nuclear polyadenylated RNA-binding protein nab2. Gene Ontology annotation, molecular function: poly(A) binding. Bases 1 to 1530 code for a protein of 509 amino acids. Lineage: Eukaryota; Fungi; Ascomycota; Dothideomycetes; Botryosphaeriales; Botryosphaeriaceae. Gene Ontology annotation, cellular component: cytoplasm; nucleus. Gene Ontology annotation, biological process: regulation of mRNA stability. The transcript is spliced from 2 exons. The record is from RefSeq and is a predicted model, not a curated record.
AUGACCACAGAGGUGCAGAUGGGCACGCCUCUGGCAGAGGCCAUCCAGAGCGUCGUCCAGCCCAAGCUCGCCGAGGUUGGUUGGUCAACUGGAGGCUCUGACGACACCGCCCUGUCGGAAUACAUCAUCCUCAUGCUGGUGAACGGCAAGACCCAGGAACAGAUUGCGUCCGAGCUCGCCAGCGACCUUCUGAGCCUGUCCCCCGACGACCCUGCGCCGAGGGACUUUUCGCGAUGGCUUUUCGAGCAGGUCGACACGCUGAACGCCCAAAUCAAUGGCGUUGGAUCCGCGCAAGGCGCCGGCCAGGCUCUACCAGCGCAAGCGGCAGACCUCCAAGGAUCGACGGAAAUGAUGGGCAUGGAUGCUGAAAUGGGCGAUGCUUCCCAGUCCUCAAUACCCACCGGCCCCAAGGCCAUGCGCAACGGCGGACAUCCGAAUAACCGCGAGAAGCGCAUGCUCGGCCACCUCAACAAGGCCAUGGAUCGCUCGAGUGAUGCCCCUCUACACCGUGUAAGAGGUGGUGGAGGCGUCGGCCGUGUCAACGCGCACGGUGGCCGUGAACCGCCCAAGGGACCCCGGCACCAGCAGAACCGUAGCAUGGCCAUCAUGAACGGCCUGAACGGCAUGCAGCAGCACAACGGAAUGGGCAUGCCGGGUGCUGGCAACAUGGGCAUGCCAGGAAACCCGAACCAGAUGAUGGACGCCUUCAAGAUGUACGAGAACAUGUCGGCACAGAUGGCCCAGAUGAGCCAGAUGCUCGCGUCGGCAGGAUAUUCCCAGCCCCAACAACCCUUCAUCAACCCGGCCUUCCAGAAGAACCAGCGCGGCAAUGGAAAGUCGCUGUUCGACCGCGUGGACAACUCGGGACGCAGGAAUAACCGGCCCCAGCAGAGCAAGAGACAACAACCGCACGACAUGGAGAUGGGUGACGGCGAUCAAUCGGCUGCGAAUGGCGAAGGAGCCGAUUCCAUGGACGUGGAGAACAAGUCCGAGGCCAAGGCGCCGUGGGACACGAUGUGCAAGUUCAACACCUACUGCAAGAACCCGGAAUGCCCCUUCGCGCACCAAACGCCAGCCGGCAACCCUGGAAUCACCGUGGACCUCAGCGACGAGUGCUCCUACGACGUCAGCUGCAAGAACCACAAGUGCACAGCGAAGCACCACUCUCCAGCGAAGAAGACGGCUUUCCAGUCGGAGGUGCCAUGCCGUUUCGGCGUCAACUGCAAGAACCCCCACUGCGCGUUCCAGCACCCGCCGCCUCCUUGCCGUUUCGGUGACAACUGCAAGAACCCGGAGUGCAAGUUCACCCACCUGGAGACCAAGUGCAAGUUCAACCCGUGCAAGAACCCUCACUGCCCUUACAAGCACGAAGAGGGCCAGAGGGCAGCCAACGGAUCCGGCAAGGAGCACGUUAGCGAGAGGAAAUUCGUCGACGAGAAUCUGGAGGAGGAGCUCAUCCUCCCUGGGAAGUCGGAGGAAAUGGGCGAAGCGCAAGAGACUCAGAGCCAGGAUGUUGAUGUUGUGACGUAA